Dendronephthya gigantea is the source of this 1737-nucleotide messenger RNA. RefSeq lists its product as uncharacterized. The record is from RefSeq and is a predicted model, not a curated record. The transcript is spliced from 7 exons. Lineage: Eukaryota; Metazoa; Cnidaria; Anthozoa; Malacalcyonacea; Nephtheidae. Bases 77 to 1453 code for a protein of 458 amino acids.
ACAGCACUUCAAUUCAAAAGGUAUACACGAAUAUUUGGAAAAACUUGACGUUUAAACUUUAAUCUUUGUGGCAUAAAUGGCGACAAUGCAUGAGGUGGCAACAGAUAGGAAGCUUCUAAGCCGCGGCAAACUAAUUUCCGACAGUUUAAACGAGUUGCCGCGAACAAGCCGAUAUGCGUUCGACUCGAAAUCGCCUUCAAGACAAGGCUUGCAUAGUCGAAGUGCCAGCUUUCCCCAACGAUCAAGCAAGAGUCCUUUUUUUGUGCGCCACAAUCCGCAUCCGAAAAGAGUUAUCCAUCUUAAAGGCUUGCUAGAUGUUCCUGUUUGUACGGUGAUAGACAGCAACUCGCACGAAGAUCCGGCAAGAUUUUUGGUCAAAACUCCAGCUUUGCCCGCUGAAGGAACCGGUCGCGUAAGGGGACUACGAAUGCCUUUAAAUUCGACAUCUUUUGUGACAUGUAAGGAAAAAGCUGUACCGGGAAUUGGCUUAGUACCCAUAACACAGACUUGGAGAGAGGAGCUUGCAAAGUUAACAGAAGCGGCAGGUUUAAGAAAACGCCAUCCAACUAUCAGCAAAACUGGACUACUACAGCCACCAAGUUCUCGGCAGAGUGAGAGGCCAAUUGCAUCAAGGGAAGCUGUGAAUGGAGGUAUCCCACCAUCCAGAAAUGGUGAUAAACCCAGGACUCCAGGGAACCAUGAGAUGCCACCAGCAUCAAGACAGUGUUCACGACAAGCGUCUGAGAGGCCGCUGGAACACAUAAUGUCUGUCACAGAUAACGAAGGAUGGGUGAUGGAAACAUUGUGUAAUAUUCUGCAAACAGAUUCAAUCACUGCUGUUCAAUCCUGGCUUGUCAAUGCUCCCAGUAGAGAAAAAGAACUCGUUCUCGAUAUGAUUCGUGCCAUAUCAACGUCGGACUUUGAAUUUCGUGAGGGCUACCAGCAAGCGGUGCGGUCGCCAAUCUACGAAGAUCAGUUGUUGCAACACGAAAGCACACUUGAUAUAGACGCCAUUAAAGAGUAUAACGAAAAACAAGGAAGAAAAUCCAAGCAACUUCAAGACAAGGAUAACAUAGGAGAAACGCAGAAAACUUUUGCGGUUGAGGAAUUGCAAAAACCGAGACCCGCAUCUCAAAAUGGAGUGAAAUCAAAUUGGAUUGCAAGUGAACUGAAACCCAGCUCUCCAUUCAAACCUCGACCGGGAACCAGUGACGCUCAAAUCGAAGAAAUUCGCAGUAAACUCGAAUCGCGAUGUUCCCCUCGCGUGUUCUCUCAUCAGAAUCGCGUGCCGCCUUCCCGUCAUUCAGCACGCGCCGCAUCUCAGCAAAGUGUGUACGUUCCUCCGACCAACUCCCUCGACGCUGCUGCUCAAAGACCGCCUAGUCACCAGUCCAUCAAGUCCCAACAGAGCGUUUUGAAAAGUAUAUUGGAAUAUAAGCCGGAAAAAGAAUGAUGUUGACUGUACAUACAUACGAGUGGAUUUUCCUAUCUUCGAUGCGCAUGUGCGUUGGCACAUUGGGAAGUUUAAAAACUUCCACAUUGAAGAAGUAUCAGCCUCAGCCAGUUUUACACUUGCAAUCCAUCUUGAAUUUUGGUGUGGUUUUUGGUGCUAUUUUUCUCAUGAGUGUGAAUGAGAGUAUUGAAUGUUCGUUAUUGACCAUGGACAUGGUAGAUCGUUCACAUACAUUCAAAGGAGAUGCACGCAAAAUUUCAAGAGAAUUAACGAGAGGAUUUCCC